UUUGGCCAAUGAUAAAAAAGAAGCAAAACUUAUGAAAUAACCCAAUUAUACCUAUAGAAUUUUAUAUCAUUAAAUUAGGAAGACACCUUUUAAUUUCAUAUAUGCAAAUUUUAAAAUUAAUAGAAAAAUGGUAUAAGUCAGACCGAGAUCAAAUAUGUGUAAUUGUGUAAAUAGAUCGAAAUAUACUAAAUAAAACUAACUACACUCCAGCUAAAAAAAAAAAAAUUACUUCACCAAAAUUCUUUUUAAUAUCAAAGAUGAAAAAUGAAAGAUGAGUCCCUAAAUAGUAAAUAAUGAUAAUUAUCAAAGUCAAAACUUCGAAAAUGUAUUUGGGCUCCAAAAUAAAACAAUUGAAUUUUUUUUUUUAAAAAAAACAAUUGAAUUUGAUAUCAUUUCCAACUCAAAUGCCAAUGAGAUAAAAAGGGAGAAAAUAACAAAGAUUAAAUAGAAAAAAGUGGAAAAAAAAAAAAAAAAAAAAAAAAAAAAAAAACUCUAAAACCCUAAAACAUUUGUCUCCUCUCACACUCUUCCCCAAUUUCCCCCAUCACUCACUUCCUUCCAUUCCAGGAUAAUAAUUCCUAUAAAAGCCCUUUAUUUUUGUUUUUUUCUCACUCCUCUUUCUUCACUCUCAAAUUUUGCAUCAAAUUAAAGGAAAAAAAAAAUGGCAACUCUUGGAUUUACAAAUGCCAAUGAAUUAAUGUACUCUCAUCUAAUUUCAACCCAAUUUUCUCAUACCAAAAAAAGUUUCAAUUUUAACUCCAAAAAUUUCUUCUUUCCCAAAAAUUCAAAAACAAGAAAAAAUAAUGGGCGAAAUUAUGCAGGAUUUUCUACUUCUUGUUCAUUUACUCCCAUGGAAACUGCUAAGAUUAAGGCUGUGGGUGUUGGUGGGGGUGGCAAUAAUGCUGUUAAUCGCAUGAUUGGUAGUGGUUUGCAGGGUGUUGAUUUCUAUGCCAUAAACACAGAUGCUCAGGCGUUAUUGCAAUCAGCUGCUGAGCACCCAAUUCAAAUUGGAGAGCUUUUGACACGUGGAUUAGGUACUGGUGGGAAUCCAUCACUUGGGGAGCAGGCUGCUCAAGAAUCAAAAGAAGCUAUUGCAACUGCACUUGCAGGAUCAGACCUCGUGUUUGUAACAGCAGGAAUGGGUGGGGGCACUGGAUCAGGUGCUGCUCCGGUCAUCGCUCAAAUAGCCAAGGAUGCAGGUUACCUCACUGUGGGUGUGGUGACGUAUCCUUUCAGCUUUGAGGGUCGCAAAAGGUCAUUGCAGGCACUGGAUGCUAUUGAAAAGCUGCAAAAUAAUGUUGAUACCCUCAUUGUGAUACCAAAUGACCGUCUCUUGGACAUUGCCGAUGAACAAACUCCUCUUCAGGAUGCUUUUCAGCUGGCUGACGAUGUUCUUCGCCAGGGUGUUCAAGGAAUUUCAGACAUAAUUACGAUUCCAGGACUUGUAAACGUGGACUUUGCUGACGUCAAGGCAGUCAUGAAGGAUUCUGGAACGGCAAUGCUUGGGGUGGGUGUUUCCUCUAGUAAAAACCGUGCUGAAGAAGCAGCUGAACAAGCAACUUUGGCACCUCUUAUUGGGUCAUCCAUACAAUCUGCAACUGGUGUUGUAUACAAUAUAACCGGUGGAAAGGAUAUAACAUUACAGGAAGUUAAUAGAGUAUCACAGGUAGUUACAAGUUUAGCAGAUCCAUCAGCGAACAUAAUAUUUGGGGCUGUUGUGGAUGAUCGCUACAAUGGAGAGAUUCAUGUGACCAUCAUUGCCACAGGCUUCUCCCAAUCAUUUCAAAAGACACUACUAACAGAUCCCAAAGCUUCAAGGCUUUUCGAUAAAGUAACCCAGGAAAGCAAAGGAUCUACUGGUCUUCCAAACUCAUCCCCGCUCUCUCCAAACUCCGUACCACCACGACAACCUCCAAGAAAGCUGUUCUUCUAGAGUCUGAAACAUAACUCUUUCCUGCCAUGCCAUUGUUUGAUCUCUUGGUCAUGGGUUUAUUAUGAUCUUGGAAAAAAAAAAAUCAAUGUUACAUCUUGCUUAUUCCUACCUCGUAUCUCUCUCACCCUUUUCUUUUUUUUUUUCUUUUUUUUAACUAGGAUUUGCUUGAUUCUUUGAUAUUUCCGACACAAAUGCUUCAGUAUGAAACAUGCUAAUGUAAAUCUUCUUUAAUUUGACCUGAUUCAAUUAUUUUUAAUUUGUUACAAUGUUUAUCAAUUAUUUUUUAUGGUAAACUCUAGUAGAGCUUAAAGAGUGGAGAGGGAUAGAGAAAGAACGGCCGGAGGAGAUCAGGAGAAACACGCUGUCGUCUCGACCUGAGAUUUGUUCCAUCCUUUUUUUCCCACCCUAGAAAGGGUUGCCAGAGAUAUAUUGGUAGUUUUGAUAUGAAACCUUUUAAUUAAGGAAGGUGGUUCAUUAUUGUUUAUUUUUAGAAAUUAUUACAGUAUUAUUUUUCUUUAUUGUUAUUAGGUUUUUAUUUGUGUGAAUUUA
This is a messenger RNA of Chenopodium quinoa (quinoa), 2482 nucleotides long. Its product is annotated as cell division protein FtsZ homolog 1, chloroplastic-like. Gene Ontology annotation, molecular function: GTPase activity; GTP binding. Gene Ontology annotation, cellular component: microtubule; chloroplast; cytoplasm. The coding region runs from base 662 to 1933 and encodes 423 amino acids. Lineage: Eukaryota; Viridiplantae; Streptophyta; Magnoliopsida; Caryophyllales; Amaranthaceae. Gene Ontology annotation, biological process: chloroplast fission; microtubule-based process; cell division. The record is from RefSeq and is a predicted model, not a curated record. The transcript has 6 exons.